UUGUUGACAGCAGACGCCACAGAUAACGCGGACGCUUUGAAGUAUUGUAAUUUGUAUGCAGUUUUUGUUUAAAUAAAGACAAAGAUGGCGCAUAAUCCUUUGGAUAAAAUACAUGCUCUAGACGAAAUAGAGCAGGAAAUUAUAAUGUGUCUUCAAAGUGCAGGCCAAGCAUUGCAGGAGCUCAGCAAGGAAAAGUCUUCUCAGAAAAGCGCAGAAACUCAAACGCAACAAUUUCUGAAGUCUUUAUCAAAUGUUGAGUCCAAACUCAGCGAACAAAUAAAUUACUUAACACAAGUCUCGACUGGUCAGCCACAUGAGGGAUCUGGAUAUGCCUCUGCAAAAGUUUUGCAAAUGGCUUGGCAUAGAAUACAACAUGCACGCUCUAGAGUGCGUGAGUUGGAAGAGUCAAAAGCGAAAUACACGCAUGCCGCCCGUCAGCAGCAGCAACAACGCCAACAGCAACAUGCGCAGCAGCUAGCGCAGCAGCAGCAACAACAGCAACAAAUGGCGCAGCAACAGCUACAACAAAAUCAGGACAAUUCUGUGGGUGCAGGCAUGGCGUCAGGUGGAGGACCUCAAAUGGGGCAACAACCUCCUAAUCAAUAAAACUGUGCUAGACUUAAGAUCAGUGUAUGCCUAAUUUUAUUAAAAGUAUUUAACAAUUUCCUUUGCAAACUUAGUAAACGUAAAAAAUAUA
Rhagoletis pomonella (apple maggot) is the source of this 697-nucleotide messenger RNA. It is a transcript of the gene MED11, whose product is annotated as mediator of RNA polymerase II transcription subunit 11. The record is from RefSeq and is a predicted model, not a curated record. Gene Ontology annotation, biological process: regulation of transcription by RNA polymerase II. Bases 85 to 606 code for a protein of 173 amino acids. The transcript is spliced from 3 exons. NCBI's taxonomy places the organism in Eukaryota, Metazoa, Arthropoda, Insecta, Diptera, Tephritidae. Gene Ontology annotation, molecular function: transcription coregulator activity. Gene Ontology annotation, cellular component: mediator complex.